AUGUUCUGGCUCGUUACCAUUUUACUCAAAAUUACUUACUAAUAAAUACUGUUUUACUCUGCAUUUACUGACACAAACUUAACAAACUUAGACAGUAUUAAAUGAAUAACUAUAAGAUUGGUCAUUUAUUGCAGCUGAUGCACUUAAAGUAAUACAAUAGUGUGGUCCUUAUAGUAUAAUUGGAGGAUUCGAAACAUUUGCAUUUGGUUAAGCUGCUACUAAAUUCUUAUAAUUACCUCCUCAUUACAAAAUGAACAUUUCUGUCACUCUAUUUAUGUACUUUCAAUAUAUUAAUAAUAGAAUUGAUACUUGGGAUGGAAAUGAAUAUUUUCAAAUUUAUGUAGAUGAAAACCUAGAGUAUAAUUAAGCCUACUCUUUUUCAUAAGGACAGGACUAUAUUUGUGGUUAAAUAGGAAAUAAUCGAAAAGAUUCAAUUUUUAAUAUUUCAAUUGCAUUUCAACACACAGGAAUAACAUCAUUUAUUGAAUUGACAAGUACUUUAAAUCAAAUUCCUUUUGAUGUAUGGUAAUUCUAAAAUUAGGAAUCAUGGGGAUUUAGGAAUUUCAGACUUUUCCUUUUUUUAUGUCCAUCUGGCUGUCUAAUUUGUUCAGAAUCAAACUCAAAGGCUGAAUGUCAAACUUGGAUCAUUGUAGGUUCCUUUUAUACUGCAACGGAAUACAACUCCUUCUCAACUGAUGGAUGGACCAUUUUGAACGGGGAUUUAAAUAAAUAAUAAUGUUCUUGUAAAAUUAUCUCUAAUUAUAGAAAUACCAUCUAUAUGUGGUUAUGGUGCUUGUGGAAAAGACACAAAGUUAACUUAUACUUUUAUCUCCUUACCUUUUCAUUCAUAAAUGAAAAUUAAAUUCAAAUAUCUCAAAAUAGGUAGUUGGGAAAGUAGUGAUUAUGCAAUUUUAUAAGUGAACCAAAAUAUCAAAUGGAAAAGAAGCUUAUCAGAAUUGAACUAAUAUUUGUAUGUGGUGUGCGGAACGUCAUCCUAAGACAUUUUUAUUAAUGUCGAACUUACCUUUCCCCAUUAUUUAACAUCUACCACAAUAACGAUUUCAAAUAUGCUUGAUUAAUCCAGCACUGAUGAAUCAUUCGGAGUUAGGGACAUUGAAAUAUUUGUUUGUAGAAUUUUAAUUUAAUUUAUAGAAAAUUCAAUGUGUGGAGAUACAAUUAUUCAAGAAUAUGAAGAGUGUGAUGAUGGCAAUUUAUAUCCAUUUGAUGGAUGCUUUAAUUGUGUUUACUCUUGUGUAGAUGGCUGCUCUUUAUGUAAUAAGGGAACUUGUUUAGGUUGCUAUUCUGGAUGGAUAUAUUAAAAAUUUACUUAAACAUGUUAAAGAGUUUCUUAGAUAACUAUGUAAAGUUAGAAUAUGCCUAUUGCUUAAAAUGAACCUAUCUGCUUUGAUUUUAUAGAAGGUUGUUAAGAAUGUUUUUAGGGAAGUUGUAUUUUAUGUCAGAAUGGAUUUAAAUUGAAAUUAGCAUCAAACUCUUGCAUACCAACUUGUGGAGAUAAUUUGAUAACAAUAAAUGAGGAAUGUGAUGGAUAUAAUUGCAUUUAGUGUGGAUUUGAAUGUCCUGGCUUUUGUAAUGAAUGUUAUUUUGGAAUUUGUUAGGUAUAUUAAAAAUAAAUAGUUAGGUAUGCUAAUAAGAUUAUUUUUUAUAAAAUAACCAAUGCAUAUAAAAAUAAAGAGUAAGUAUAUGUCAACCUUAAUGUGAAAUUUGCAUUGAGAGUGUUUGUUAUAAAUGCUAAUAAGGACAAUAUCUGGUGUUGGGACAAUGUCAAGAGAUUUGUGGUGACAACAGAGAAGCAAUCUAUUCGCUUGAAGAGUGUGCUUGCAAUUCUUAUUGUGUUGAUUGUAAAUUUGGUAAUUGUUAUCAAUGUAGAGAAUCUUAUGAUUUAAUAAGAAACACUUGUGUUAGUAAAUGUGGAGAUUUAAUUGUAUCGGAUGAUGAGGAAUGUGAUGAUGGGAAUGAAAUUGAAUUUGAUGGUUGUUACAAUUGCCAAUUUUCAUGUUCUUAAAAUUGUUAGAGUUGUUAACAAGGAUUUUGUCUCGAUUCUUGUUAAUUAGGGUAUUACUUAAUUAAUAAUGUUUGUUCUUCAAUAUGUGGAGAUUUAAUUAUAGUAGGAGAAGAAUAAUGUGAAGAUAAUAAUAAUGAGAACAAUGAUGGUUGUUAUCAAUGUAAAUACACUUGUCCUCUGAAUUGUAAAGAUUGUUUAAAUGGACAAUGUUUAUUUUGUAAUUCUGGAUUCUUAUUAUUCAAUAAUAAUUGUACAAAUAUUUGUGGUGAUGGUGUUCUAUCAAAUUUAGAAGAGUGUGAUGAUGGUAAUUAAAAUGAUGGAGAUGGUUGCUCUAAAAAUUGUUUAACAGAAGUCAAUUGGAUUUGUCAUUUAGAUUCUGAUUGUACAUAUGUUUAGUAUCCAAUUAUAAUUUCUGAAUAUUUAAUGUAGAAGAAUGAAAAUUAAUACGUUAAAAUCACAUUUUCAUAACCUGUUUUACAAUAAUCAAAUUUAAAUUAUUUGUAAACAAUCAAACCAUCAAUUGUUGAUUUGAAUGAAACUUUAUUUAAUAUUACAAUUUAAGAAGUUUAACCAGCUCUAUUCUAAUAAACAUCAAGUGUUGAGUAUGUUUUAUAGAUUGAAAUACUCUAAAAUCUAGAUUACAAUCCAAUCCUAGAAAUUAAAUUAACUGAAUAAUUAUACAACAAUGAUCAAGCUCCUUUAGUAAAUAUGAUUCAUUACAUUCAAAUUAAAUAACCAAAUUACAUCACACCGCAAUAGGUAAAUAUUGCAAGUGCAUUCUAAAAAAUUAAUGAAGUUUCUGUUAAAUCAUUAUAUCUCAUCACUAUUUUACUUAUGCUUUUAGGUAAUGCUAUCUCCUUUUGGGGUAUAUUAGAUGCCCUUUAAGAAUAAUCUUAUCUCAAAUACAUUAAUGUUUUAUAUCCAUAAACAUUAAUAAUCUAUUUUUAAUCAUCUCAAGUAGUAUCAGUUUAAUCAGCUUUAGAUACUAUUGCGCUUUAUAAAAACGAAGGUAAGCUACUUAAAUAUCCUUUUCUAUAAUCUUAUUAAAAAUUUGAGUUCUAUCAAGUUAAUGCUGAUAUUGCUGAAGGUUUAAGAGCUGAAAUCCUCAUCUUUGCCUCCUUAUAUGCUGCUUAUCUAAGUACACUUAUUGGAGUUUAGAUACUCUCUAGACUUGAACUUUUCUAAUUUUUAUAAAAAUGGCCAAAUUUCGUAAGAUUGCUUCAAAAAAUUAAAAAAAAAGUAAAUACGAAAUAAAAAGAAGCAAAAAAUAGUUCCUUAAUUAAUACUUUACGUGCUUGUACAUGGGAUUUAAUUUUUAUGGCUCUAUUAGAAUUAUAAGCUUCUCGCGAUUUCGUAUCUCCUAGAUCAAUUGUUUGUAAAAUAAUUGCUGUUUCAAUUUUAAUUACAACACUUAUUUUACUUCUAAGAUAAGUCUCAGGAUUGUAAACAUGGAAAAAAUUAAAUUUCGAUUAAUUUUGGCAUUAAAAAAGAGAUAUAUUUUAGGUUACUAAAAAAUUUUUGAUUCUCUACAUUCUUGUAUUCUAUUAAAGUGAAUAAGAACUUUAAACAUUGAUUCUAACUAUGAUUCAUGCUUUCUAUUUGAUAUAUAUAAUCUAAUUUAAAUAACUAGACUUAGAUAAUCUAGAAUAUGUAAAAUCAGUUAUAAUGCAAACUUCAUUAACAAUUUUUACUGCAUCAACAUUAGUAAAUUGGAAUAUUAUUUCUAAUUACCUUUCAUAUAAUCAGAAAAUUAUUAUUUCCUGGAUUUAAAUGACAAUAUUGGUUAGUGUCUUAUUCAUUUUUGUUUUAAUUGAGUUUUAAAACAUUUAUAAAAUAAUGAAGGAGAAAAUCUAGACAUAUCAAAAAAACAGAAAUAAAACAUUAAAUGAAUAGAUUGAUCCAAAUAAGACUUAAAUUUAAGUAAAAAUUGUGGAUCAAAAUUAGGAAGUGAAAAAUUAAAAAAUUACAGAUAAUUUAAAUAGAACCAUAUUUACAAGAUCAAAGUACCAGAGCAAAGUUACAUCAAAAAAAAUUUGA
Paramecium sonneborni is the source of this 4060-nucleotide messenger RNA. Lineage: Eukaryota; Ciliophora; Oligohymenophorea; Peniculida; Parameciidae. The record is from the annotation of a GenBank genome assembly.